AUGUCUUCAGCUGGAUCAUUUCGGAUUGAUACACCUAACGGUAAUGGUUAUGGAGCAGUAUCAAGUCAGCUAGGGAUUAAAAAUACAACAUUCAAAACUGAGCCCAAUGUUUAUUUUAGUGGUAAUGUAAUAGCAAAUGAGAGCGCUGAUGACAAUAUCAAUGCUAUUAAUAUGAGUUAUCAACAGCAAUUUAACAGGAAUAAUUAUCUUAUACGGCCUUUAGCCACAUCUGCUUACAAUAAUGGUUUUUUUUUUAAAACCACACCUCAAAAUAUGGCUACUAUCAACUCGGAUACUACCGCUUAUAAUGGUAAUUAUGCAACUCCUAUUACCACAGACAGCCCUAUUAUUGGGCUUAAAAAUAAUUAUGUUGCUAAACCUAUAUCGAAAUUGAUUAAAACAAAAAAGUCACCGCGGAAAAGACUUGUUUGGAAAUUAAACCAAGAUUUGAUAUUAUUGAAGUUGGUUAUAGAAAAUAAAGAUUUGUUAAAUAAUCCAAAAUAUAAUAAACACAGAAAAUCAUUUUGGGAUUACAUCGCUGAUUUGUUAAUUAGCAACCAUAAUAUUAAUAGAAAUACAAGACAAUGUAGAGAACGAUUUAAAUUAUUAUUUACUAAAAGUAUUAAAAAUAUUCAUAAUAAUAUAAAACCAAAGGAUGUACUGGAUGAGGUAUGUCUUUCGUUGCAUACAUAUUUUCGAAUGAAUUCAGAUAACAACAUUUUUUUGUUAAAACAUGAACAUGUCCAGGACGGGCAGGACGAUAACAUAAUUAUAAAUAAGGCAAAUUGUCAGCUACCGGAUAAUGGUGAUGUUGGUUGUGAUGGGGCUAUUCCAUUGGAAUCUUUGGAUUCAGUUGUCCAGCAAAAGAAUUUUUUUGAAAAGAAGAUUUCUUCAUUGAAAACCGAAAUUAAACAUUUGAAUGGAAUAGUAAAUGAGUUAAAAGAAUUAGUCAACGAUCAACAAAAAACAAUUAGCAUGUUAAUAACUAAUAAUCGUCAAAUUCUUGGUGUUGAUUAUCCAACUAACAAUAAUAAUAAUGAUAAUAAUAAUGAUAAUAAUAAUAAUAAUAAUAAUGAUAAUAAUAAUGAUAAUGAUAAUGAUAAUGAUAGUGCCAAUGAUGAUGAUGAGGACGAUGGGGAAGAAGAUAAUGAUGAUAAUACUAAUAAUAAUAGUAGUAAUAGUAAUAGCAUUAGUAAUAGUAGUAGUACUAGUAGUAGUAACACUAGGAAUAAUAGUACUGGUAAUUAUUAUGGUGAUAAUUGCAACAAUAACAAUAAGCUUACCUACACUAAGGCUGCUGACGUUAUUAAUAAUGUUAACUAUAAUAAAUACAAUAAUUAUAUUAAUAAUAUGAACUUUAAAGAAAAUUUUCUAGCACAACCUGAACAGUAUGAUAAAAAUUUAUAUAGAGGUUAUAUAUGCUAUCCUCCUUUCACUCCAGGUUACAAAGCUGCAAAUGUUAACAUGAAUAUACUAAACAAUAUCAAUCAUAAUCAGGGACAAUAUAAUAAUAUUAAAAGUUAUGGCGUACUUGCUUGUCCAGUUAACUCAAAUGAUGUGAAUCUGCAUAAUACUGCUGUCAAUAAUAAUAAUAAUAAUAAUAAUAAUAUCACGAGUAAUAAUAAUAAUAUGUACCCCACUUCUUUUUUGUCAUCACCGAAUAACAAUGGAAAUAUUUCCAACGUAAAUCAAAAUAUCAAAUUAAAUGGCAAUAAUGCUAACUUCGGUACGCAACAAGGACCAAAAGACUUACUUUAUGAACAUUUUUAUAGAAGAGGUCCCUAA
Saccharomycodes ludwigii is the source of this 1785-nucleotide messenger RNA. RefSeq lists its product as uncharacterized. The transcript has a single exon. The record is from RefSeq and is a predicted model, not a curated record. Bases 1 to 1785 code for a protein of 594 amino acids. NCBI's taxonomy places the organism in Eukaryota, Fungi, Ascomycota, Saccharomycetes, Saccharomycodales, Saccharomycodaceae.